This is a messenger RNA of Lizanozyma spartinae, 2001 nucleotides long. RefSeq names its product TFIIH/NER complex subunit (gene TFB1). The transcript has a single exon. The record is from RefSeq and is a predicted model, not a curated record. The coding region runs from base 1 to 2001 and encodes 666 amino acids. Gene Ontology annotation, biological process: transcription by RNA polymerase I; transcription by RNA polymerase II; nucleotide-excision repair. Gene Ontology annotation, cellular component: transcription factor TFIIH holo complex; transcription factor TFIIH core complex. NCBI's taxonomy places the organism in Eukaryota, Fungi, Ascomycota, Pichiomycetes, Serinales, Debaryomycetaceae.
AUGUCAGCUGUUUCAGGGGCAUGUCUGGUGUCCAAAAAGGCAGGCAUGCUUCAUGUUCGAGAAGAUACUGCUCCUCCUACGUUAGAAUGGGUUGCAGUGGAGAAUCAGUCUGACAAGAUCUCUAUUGCCUUGAAUACCUUAACUAAUCUCCAAGCACCUAAGGAAACAUCCCCCAAAAUGAUGUUGAUUGUUACGUACCGACUCAAUGAUGAGGAUCAGCGGUUGAAAUUGACUUUUAAUAAUCGUCCCACUAUGAACUUUAUCAAGGAGUCUUUACAAACAAUUGUGGCUAGAUCAAGAACAGUCAUAAAGGAUGCCACUCCAACUUCACAAAUAGCUACUCCAGUUGACCUGCUGACCCCCGUACCUUCAACCCCAGCACCUUCGGCAAGUACUCCCGGACCAGAGGCUAUUUCUGCGUCUGGUGAUCGUAUAUCACUUUCGGAUUCUGCACUUUUGAAGAAUCAUAAGUUACAACAGAAACUCUUACUCGAAGAUAAAGUACUAUAUGAUACCUUCAAACAAUCUGUGAUUCAUUAUAAAUUAUCCCCCACUAUCUUUUGGUCUACAAGAAUCAGUCAACUUCGGACAUAUGCAUUAACAAUUUCUCAGCAUAGAGGUCCCUACAAUGUACUAUCUACAAUUAAACCAGUGGCCACCUCUGAUAACCAAGUGAAUGUUAAUGUAACAAGAGAUAUGAUUAAUGAGAUCUUUGAUACUUAUCCAUUAAUCCGAAAGGCCUUCUCUGAUUUGGUCCCUCUGAAAAUUCAAGAAGGAGAAUUUUGGUCUAGAUUUUUCAACUCCAAAUUGUUUAGAAGAUUAAGAGGUGAUAAAAUUAGGCCAAAUGAUAGAGGUGAUUUAAUUAUAGAUAAGUAUCUUUAUGUUGAUCCAGAUUUCUUAGAGAAAAAACAAGAAGAUGAUGAAUCCAUAAGGGAACAAAUAGCCACUUUAGGAGAACGAUCAGUUAAUAAGUUCAUUGAUAUAGCAGGGAAUGAAGAGGAUAAUUCCCAAAAAUUGGGGAAUAGACCAGAUUUCACAAUGAGAUAUGUUGAUAUUGACCCGAAAGUUAAACAGACCUUAAAUUUUGGAGGGCCAGGUGGGCAAGAAAAUGAGAUGGUUCUCUUGAUGAAGAAUAUGAAUAAGCUUUCAUCAAAAAUGAUUCAAAUGAGUGAAAAGAAUAGUGAUGAAGGGAAUAAUUCCAUUACUUCAUCAACAGAUACCAUCACCAAAUCUAAACCAACAGAUCUUUCUCAAGCAGAAUUCAAUGAAUUUGCAGAAGAAUUAGAUUUACAUGAUUUACAUGAAACCAAGCCCACACAAUUUGUGAAGUUAAAUGUUGGCAAGAUUGAAAGUCAACGUGAUUUAGAGAUUCAGGCCCAUUCUAAUCAACAACAUCUGCAUACUCCAAUGGACGAUAAAGCUAUUGAAGCAUAUAUUUCGAGCAAUAUAGUUGAAUCUGUUCCUGGAGGUAUCAGUUUAGCUGAUACCUUUGAAUCUAGGCAAGAAGAUAUCAAUAAAUCUGCCAAUGAGAUUAUUUCUUUAACUAAAUUGAAUUCAAGAGCAUAUAAGACUAAUCUUGGGAGUUCUCAUCUGGAUCAAUUGAGUCCCUUGAAUAAUAGCAUUACUAUGGAAGAUAUGCAGAGUAUUAUUAGGUUUAACAUCACCAUCACUGAAUAUUUAUCACAUUUCUGGAAGCUUUAUUUGUAUGGGGACAAUCCCAUACAAUUAAAGAAGCUUUUCGGGUCACUUCGAGACUACAACGAAUCACUUGUAGCUUUAAAGAAGGAGUAUAUAAGUAAAUUAAGAGCAAAAACAGGAUUAGUUGGUGAUCCCGAUAAGAUAGAAAAGCUAAUUGAGAAAGCUAUUAAAGAUUUGGAAAAUUGUUGGAGACCAAUGGAAUUGGAAUUGGCUAAAGCCACUACAGACUAUGUGCUUCAAGUAAGACUGCAAUUAAAGGAAGGUGAGACUAAUGAGAAUGGCAAACGACCAUUAGAGACGUAA